This is a messenger RNA of Thrips palmi, 5843 nucleotides long. Its product is annotated as AF4/FMR2 family member lilli-like. Lineage: Eukaryota; Metazoa; Arthropoda; Insecta; Thysanoptera; Thripidae. The record is from RefSeq and is a predicted model, not a curated record. The transcript is spliced from 14 exons. Gene Ontology annotation, cellular component: nucleus; super elongation complex. Gene Ontology annotation, biological process: regulation of gene expression. Bases 200 to 3496 code for a protein of 1098 amino acids.
GCAGCCCGAGCCGGCCGCGGCCCUCAGCAAAACACAGCGCAGCUACGUCGCCCCCGUGCGCGUCGAGUCGAAUCUGGCGCACGACCUGAUCCUCUCCGAGGACAGCGAUGACGAGGCCGCCAAGGGAGACAGCGCGCCCUCGGGACAGCCGGACAGCCCAGCCAUUGACCUGCCGCCCACCGUGGACCUACUGCCUCCGAUGAGCGUGGGCCCGCCGCCGCCCGCCCUGGAGCCCAUGUCGCCGUGCGGCGUCAACAGCUCGUCGUCCGGGUCGGGGUCCGGCUCGGACUCGGGCUCGGACUCGGACUCGUCCAGCGAGGAGUCCAACGACGAGGCGGAGCGGCCCGUGGAGCCGCCCCCGCCCGCGUCGCCCGCCCCGGAGCCGCGCUGGAACCUGGAGUCGUUCCUGUCCCCGGGCAGGAGCGAGGCCAACGACGCCAACGGCGCCGACGCCAAGGAGAAGACCCCUGCCUUGGUGCCGGAGUCGGACAGUGAAUCUGACACCGCCGGUCCUGCCAACCCCAUGAGACCUCCAGCCCCGUCCAAGCUCUCCCCAGUGGAGGUGAAGGAGACUCGGGACACCUCGGAGGACGACCGGCCGUGCACGCACAACCGUGCCUACGACGCCAAGGCCGCCGACGAUCGGACUAAGAGAAAAGUUGCUGUUGUAAGACCUGAAGUUCGGACAGACCCCUGGAAAGAAUCUGAUGAGAGAGUUAGGGCUAAGCAGUUGUCAUCAGAUGACGACAUGCGACGCAAAAAUCGUAGUCCUGUGAAAGUCAAGCCAAGUCUUCCUCGUGUUCCAAAGAACUACAAGCGUUCCGGUAGUUGCUCAGACAGUGCUUCGGAUGUGGAUAUGGGUGGCAGGAGCAGUAGAGGUAGGAGAAGUGCGUUAGGUACCAGUGACAGUGACAGGAGCCGUAUUCUUUCCCCCAAAAAGUGGAGUCAUGGACUCAAGCCGCUCAUGUCAGGAGUGAGUGAUAGUGAAGAGGAAGGGAAUGCGGGCCAAAAAGCCAAGGUGGUAGUGCGUCGAAGGAAGAGCAACUCGAAGCGGCCUACCCAAGCCAGUGACUCUGAAGACGAGGCCCGUCCCGAGGUCAAGAGGCACACGCCCAAACCCAAACUUCGGGCGUCACCAAUCAGAAGCGCCUCGGAAGAGGAGCCUCGGAAGGGAGGUGCACGAAGGAGUCUUGUACCUGCAAGAUCUCAAGCCCAUUCGAGUCUUUCUGAAGACGAUGAGUGCUACGAUGGGUCUGUCAAGUGGCGUGGCAAGCACAACAAGGAGUCCAAGCCCAGAGGCAGGCCGGCCGCCUAUCCGAAGCACCAAAUGGAUGACGAGCGACCCGCCUCUGUCACGCGCAGAUCCAGCGGCCGGCAGAAAGUGGAACUAGCUGCCGCGUCCAGAGAUUCUGACAGCGAAGAGAUUGACGUGGUGAAUUCCAAGUCACCUAUCAAGGCCAUUGGCCAAUCUAAGUUGGCGAGGAGAAGAGCUUCCAGUGGCGACUUCAGCUCGGAUAUGGAGCAUGUGCAGUCCCCUGUCAGGCCCAUGUCGGACAGUGAUAGUGAUGCCCCACCUCCAAAGCCCAAAAUGGAGGUGAGCCCGCCCAAGCUUGAUGAGGAGGGUAACGUUGUCCAGGACAAAAAGAAAAAUGACACGUUACGUAAACUGUUUUUAACGAAACGAGAACCUCAAGAAAGUGGUGGCAAGGGUGGCAAGGGUGGUAAAGGAGGCAAGGGCGGAAAAGGAAAGGGAGGCAAAGGGAAGGGUGGCAAGGGUAAACCCGGUGUACUAGUGGUCGAGUCAGAACGACUAGAGCCUGCUUCCCCUCCCACCCCUCCCCCUGCUGAAAUUCCCAAGCCUGAGCCUCAACUCACAGAUAGUGAGAAAAAGAAAAGAAAACGGCAUGGAAAGCACAGUGAAAGUAUAACACCAGAAAAAGCACCCAUUCCCAUCAAGGAGGAAGCCCCAGAGGAAGAGCUCGUUGCCUCUAUCAAGAGGGAGUCUUCUCAUCAGGCACCAAACCUCUCUCACCCCGGCCCAAUCAUGUGCCGAAUCCCUUUAAGUCGGUUACCCUACAUCCCCCCACCUCCUCCCAAAUCUCACCGGUCAAGAGAAGGUCGACCACACUUAGAGUAUUCUGAAUCAAGAACUGCUGCAGAUGAUAGUAAUCAUAGAACUCAUCAUAGUAGUAGAAAGCGAAGAAGACAAGCUAGUGAUGCUGAAGAUGGAGACAGUCCUGAACUGGAGCAGCCCAUACCAGAGGAUGCUCAAAUCAGUGAUAUUGGAGCGGGUCGCACAUCGCAGCUGGGUCAUAAAAGGGAGCGGCGGCUUUCUACUAGUUCCAUCUCUUCUCAAUCUACUACUGCAAGCAGAGAACGGACCAAGCACAAAGAUCGUCAUCGAGAAAGGCAUCAUAAACGUCAAAAGUUAGGAGAGGAUCUUGUGUUGCGAUCAGCUUAUCAGGGUGGAGAUAGUCUUUUAGCUCAACCUCCUACCAACCAUGAGCGGGAAGAGCAGGUGGCAGGUCCUAGCAAUCAUAGAAGUUCUGAAGGAAACUCCUAUUACUCUUACUUUGAAGAAAAACUUAGGGAUAGUCGUCAAGAACAAUUGCACAAGGAAUCCAAUGAGAAUUUUUAUCUCAGUGAAGCUGUCCGAAUGAAGAGGCAAGCUGACAGCGAAAGAGACCCAACAGCUCAGGCUGUUUUAUACCUAGAGGCCAUCAUGUUCUUCAUCCUGACAGGGGUGACAAUGAUGACUCAUACCACAUUAGCAGCUUCCAAAAUGUUCACUGAUACAUUAUCUGUUCUAGAAUUUGUAACUACAAGGUUCAAGUCACAAAACCGGAAUGUAGAACUUUCUAUGAUUCAAAAUUGCUUGUCUGUUUUGAGCCUACGAUCACAAUCCCUGUUGCAUUUAAAACUGUAUGACAUAAACCAAAGUGAGGUAGCUGAGUUCGAAAAGACUGUUGCUAAUUUUCUUAAUCCUGCCAAGACUCCCGCUGUGCCUGUGGUGCUGGCACCGACCGAAGGUCAGGCACAAGGGCAAGGCACUCCCUCGUCGCUGUCGCCAACGCCUUCUCCUUCAGGGUCCGUGGGCUCUGUGGGGUCCAACUCCUCCCAGUCGUCUGGGUACAGCAGUGGGAACGGCAAUGCCUCCGCCAAUGCCGGCAGCAAUGGUCAGAGCAGCAGCAGCGCAGGGCCUUCAACAGCUGCCAACCCGCCUUGCAUCCCAGUCCCAAUCAACAUCUUCUCCAUGGUCUCCAAGCAACACAAAAUUUGGACCAAUCUUAAGAGUUCUCAUGAUCUGUGGGAGAGAGCUGACAAGCUUAUUUAUAGGGGUAAUCACACAGACUUUUUCAUCUCGUUGGAUCAUACAUGUGGACCCCUAACUCUGCACAGCUCAAUGACAGCGUUAGUGCGCUAUGUUCGAGAAGGACUAGUGAGAUUAAGAAGUAUUAUAAACAGACAUAAUCCACAAAUAAUUAGUGAUACUUAAAACUCCAAACGGACUGGACCAAUUUUAGGAUUGCCUGUGAUUUAAGUUGUUCCAACCUGCAAUGAUGUAAUCAGAAUAAGAAGACUGUUGGUUCAAUAGUUGACAAGUUUUUCAAGAUCAUUUAUGUUAAGGAGCUUCUCGAGUACUGUAAGGGGCAUGAGAUGUGUGGUGUCUCAUUGGAUAUGGCAAUUCCAAUUUUUAAUGGAUGUUGUUUUUCUUCAGAAAUUUGACAAAUGCACAUUAUGCUCCCUCAAAACGCUGCAUUUUUCCUUUCUGUAUGUACUUAGCUGUGUUCCAAUGCAGUGUACGUCUAUUUUCUCAGAAAUCCAUUCCAUUCUGGAAGGAUAUGUCCCUAAGUUCCAGAUUUAUUAUGUUAUUUAUUUUACCUAUUGUGAUUAUUGUAAAAGUAAUGGAGCAUAAUGUUCUUUUCUUUUCAUUUUGAAACUUAUUUAAAUAAAAAUUUUCUAUUUUACUUUUUUGUAAUUGGCUUGAAUUGUUAUAUUUGGAGUCACUUGGUUUUGCAUGAAGCAUUGUAUGCUUGAGCUUAAGUAUAGUUCUUUUCUUUUUAUCUUUGAUAGCAUUUCAAAGCUUGCUGGGGUAAAUUGAGCAAUGUUUGGACCAAAAGUCGAUUGUCACAUUAUUAAAUACCAAGAGAAUCUCUUUCCUCUAAAAUACUGUUAGGUGAAUUUUUUAUGAGUAGCCACAUAUUGUUUCGUGCAGGCAGCCAGUAUUUGAAAUUUGAGCAUUAGACAAAUUUGGUAUUUAGCUCUUCUUCGACUAGUAGAGAAAUAGUUGGGUCUCACAACGAAACAUUAGGAAAGAGCAUUGAUGGCUGUGGUGAAUAGAUGGGAAAGGCUCAGUAGAUAUGAUUGCUCACGGUGCCAGCUACUUGCAGUCACAAUUUUUUGCCUGUGCUGCAAAACCUUUUUAUAGUAAUUUGUUGUAAUUGCUGUUGUCAAGUGCAAUUGAGGUGUAGAUGCUAUAAUUAAGUAAACAAUGAUUUUAGUUUGCUCAACAUGAAGAGACUUACAAGUAAGUCUUGACAAGUUACAACAAGCAUCAAAGAGUUUUACUAUGCUUUUAUGCCUUAUACUGCUGCAAGGAUUGCAUCGUGAGUUGCCAAUCUAUGGCAGACUGAUAUUUAUUUGUAGUUUGAAGAUAUAACUAAAAAUUUUGAUGGGACUUGCAUACAAACAGUUCUUAAUGAUAUUUUAUCAGGAAGCAUUGACAUUGCCUACCUAUGAGUUAAAUAAAUUUAGAGCAUAAUGUUCAGAGGUUAGAUAUUUUUAAUGAUGUCAAUUUUUUUCCGCUUACCAAUGUAUAUCACUAUUAAUAUUAUUAUUAUUAAGAUCAUUCUUUCAAGAGUGUGGAUAGUCAGUUUGACAUUAAAGUUAUAUAAUAGUGUCCUUACUACUGUAAAAAAAUUGCUGUACAUAAAAUGUAUGGGAAACAGGAUACUACAUAUUAUUGGGUUGUAUAUUUUUGUACAUAAACAGACUGUUAAGAAAGCUACCUUCCAGUAAGGUCUUACCAUUGUAUAGAGAAUAAAUUGCAUUGCACCGUUUGUUAUGAUACUGGACUAUUUACCCUAAUAUCUGGUUAAGCUGUAUCAGCAAAGAGAUUUUUGUUAAAAGAAAAUUUCCAUCGCAGUGAAAUUUGUUUAAAGUUACCAUAUUGCAGUGGCCAUUCCUGAAAGAUUCAGGAUCAUCUUUAGAUGCCUUGUUGGUGUUAAUUCUUUUUUCCAGCUUCCUGACGUAUUGAAAGGCUGUGAUAGGGUGAACUCUCAUGGGGAAGUAAUAUUACGUAUGUUAAUUACAUCACUUGCCACUUCAUUUUUGCUCAGCCUUCAUUUACUUGCUUUGCAUGUGCAAAGCAGGUCCUUCUUUAUUUCUCUUAUUAAUUUUCUAAGUUAUUGUUAGGUCCAAAAUUUUGUUAUACGUAUUAUUUUGUCUUUCUCAGUACAAUGCAAGCAGUGGAUAAAUAUUCCAUUAAAAAAAUUUGCAGCUUCUGCAUUUUUUCUAUUGUAUUUUCUGUUUCUUCUUAUGAUUUUGUAAUAUUAUGCCAUGAUGGUCAUUUCAGAAGUUGUUGAGGUAGUUCAAUGAAGCAGUCUAAAUUUGUACGUAAGGAUCAUCCUUUGCAGAUUGCUGUUUGAGUUUGAUAUUAGCAAAAUAUUUUUUGUACUUGUGUAUGUCUGAGAAGCCAUCAUGUUCAAUUAGUUACCGAAAGAGAACAUCACUCAUAUUUAUUAUCUGUUUGUUAUUCAAUUGUCUUCUGGCAUUUGCUGUGCUCUUUUCUUUGCUGCAUAUUCUCUUUGUGUGAACCAUCUCUCAAAUUUCUAUUGUUUUCU